This is a messenger RNA of Hypanus sabinus (Atlantic stingray), 5985 nucleotides long. Its product is annotated as complement C1q tumor necrosis factor-related protein 1-like. Lineage: Eukaryota; Metazoa; Chordata; Chondrichthyes; Myliobatiformes; Dasyatidae. The coding region runs from base 322 to 1125 and encodes 267 amino acids. The record is from RefSeq and is a predicted model, not a curated record. Gene Ontology annotation, molecular function: protein binding. The transcript has 3 exons.
GAGGGAGGGAAGCAAAGGUAUUCAGAUAGCAUUCUGUAGAGCAGGAUUAGAGUAAGCUAGGAACAACUGCCAAGUUUCACUAAUGACUUCAGAUUCCUUGAAGUAUUCUGUGAAAUUUCAGUAGCUCUCAUAUGAACAAUACAACAAAAGGACAGAGACAGAAAACAAGGAACCAAGACAAAGGGUUAAAAAAUUAAUUUAGCUCUUCAAAUUAGAACAACACGACCGGGAGAAAAUAGAGUGGUAAAACUUUUUUACUCCUAAGACUUUUUUCUCUGCCUGUGCUCGAAGAUUUGCUUCUGAGAAUCUCAGCCGUCAGUAAUGGUGACUAGAAGGCUCCAGGGACACAUCCUGGUCUUCAUUUUACUGACGCCAGUGACUGGGGCUCCAUCCAGCGAACCUGAUGCAGAGAGAGUGUCGACUCAGGACAAGUGUAUCCGCUGUUGUGAUCCUCAUGAGUACACCAUGCCUCCAUCUGGAGAGGGCAACCCGUCACCGAGUCCGCACCAGGGCAGUUAUAGCCCUUCCUACCCCAUGCCUCAAGUCUACCCUCAUAUCAACAUCACCAUCCUCAAAGGUGAAAAAGGAGAGAGGGGAGAGCGAGGACCUCAGGGAAAGCUAGGAAAGGAAGGGCCUAUGGGUCUCCGAGGCCCCACAGGAGCCAAAGGGGACCAGGGUCAAGCAGGUAUCCCAGGAGAUUCUUACAAGCAGCACUACUCAGCCUUCUCGGUGGGCCGUAAGAAAGGCCUCCACAGCAGCGACUACUACCAAACCUUGAUCUUUGACACAACGUUUGUGAACCUUUACGGUCACUUCAACAUGUUCAAGGGCAAGUUCUACUGCUACAUCCCAGGGAUCUACUAUUUCAACCUCAACAUCCACACGUGGAACUUCAAAGAGACCUACCUUCAUAUCAUGAAGAACGACCGGGAUAUGGUGAUCUGCUACGCCCAGCCCAGCAACCGCAGCAUCAUGCAGAGCCAGAGCAUCAUGCUGGAGCUACAGCAGAAUGAUGAAGUGUGGGUCCGCCUCUACAAGCGCGAGCGGGAAAACGCGGUCUACAGCGAUGAUGUUGACAUUUACGUGACCUUCAACGGUUAUCUCAUAAAACCCAACCUGGACUAGAACCCCCUCCAUUUUCCAUACACCCCUCGCUUUUCCAUCAGGCUUCACUUUAUAGGAAAUAUCUUCCAUUAUUCCAUUAGAGAAAGUACAUUGGGUUUUACAUGGGAGCUCAGCUUACAUCAGCAACACUCACUCACCUGGAAUCAACCAUGUUGGUUUUGUUGUUUGAUCCACAUAGGUGCCACCACCAUCAUCAUUAUGUGCCAUGUCGUGUGUAUGAUCAUGGUCUCAGGGUCGUGAUUCUUCUUGGCAAACUUUUCUGCUGAAGUGGUUUGCCUUUGCCUCCUUCUGGGUGUUGUCCUUACAAGAUAGGUGACCCCUGCCAUUACCAAUACUCUUCAGAGAUUGUGUGCCUGGAGUCAAUUGUCACAUAACCAGCACAUGUGAUGUGCACCAGCUGCUCGUACAACUGUCCACCACCUGCUCCCAUGGCUUCACAUGACCCUGACCAGGUGCUAAACCUUGCCCAAGGGUGACCUGCAAGCUAGCAGUGUGAAGAAGUGCCUUACACCUCCUUUGGUACCUCUACCCUGCGACCCAACAUAGAUGGCAGUAUAUUAAUUAAGCUACUUUGUUAAAGCAAUGAUAAAAAGACCAAAAAUAAUGCUCACAUGUAGGCCUUUAACUCUGAUCUAUAUAAAGGACAAGUUUCAAAAAGUCAAUGCUUUCGGAUUUUAAUAUCGUCGUGACAGGAGUGCCCCAAGACUGAGAUCAAGUGUAAUCAUUCAGUGGGUUUGUGCUUGAAGGAGCAAGGUGCAGGUAUUUAAUACAGCUACCACUUUACAUUUAUAAUUACUUCAGUUGGGUAAAGAACUAUCAUUCAUUCAGGAUGCCGCAAAGAACUUUUCACCCAAUGAUUAGACAUUGGCUCAAUGGAAGAAGCCAGAGAGUGGUAGUGGAGGAUUGCUUCUCUGAGUGGAGGCCUGUGACUAGUGGUGUGCCACAGGGAUCAGUGCUGGGUCCAUUGUUAUUUGUCAUCUAUAUCAAUGAUCUGGAUGAUAAUGUGGUAAAUUGCAUCAGCAAAGUUGCUGAUGAUACUAAGACUGGAGGUGUAGUGGACAGUGAGGAAGGUUUUCAAAGCUUGCAAAGGGAUUCAGACCAGCUGGAAAAAUGGCAGAUGAAGUUUAAUACAGACAAGUGUGAGGUAUUGCACUUUGGAAGGAAAAACCAAGGUAGAACAUACAAGGUAAAUGGUAGGGCACUGAGGAGUGCAGUAGAACAGAGAGAUCUAGGAAUACAGAUACAAAAUUCCCCAGAAGUGGUGUGGAUAGGGUCGAAAAGAGAGCUUUUGGUACAUUGGCCUUUAUAAAUCAAAGUAUUGAGUAUAAGAGUUGGAAUGUAAUGGUGAGGUUGUAUAAGACAUUGGUGAGACCGAAUUUGGAGUAUUGUGUGCAGUUUUGGUCACUGAAUUACAGGAAGGAUAUUAAUAAGGUUGAAAGAGUGCAGAGGAGGUUUACUAGGAUGUUGCCGGGUCUUGAGAAACUGAGUUACAGAGAAAGGUUGAAUAGGUUAGGACUUUAUUCCCUGGAGCGUAGGAGAAUGAGGGGUGAUUUGAUAGAGGUGUAUCAAGUUAUGAUGGGUAUAGAUAGAGUGAUUGCAAGCAGGCUUUUUCCACUGAGGCUGAGGAGAAAAAACCCCAGAGGUCAUGGGUUAAGGGUGAAGGGGGAAAAGUUUAAAGGGAACAUUAGGGGGGGCUUCUUCAUGCAGAGAGUGGUGGGAGUGUGGAAUGAGCUGCCAGAUGAAGUGGUAAAUGCGAGCUCACUUUUAACAUUUAAGAAAAACUUUUAACAUUUAAGAAAAACAGGUACAUGGAUGAGAGGGGUUUGAAGGGAUAUGGCCCAGGUGCAGGUCAGUGGGACUAGGCAGAAAAAUUGUUCAACACAGCCAAGAAGGGCUAAAAGGCCUGUUUCUGUGCUGUAAUGUUCUAUGGUUCUAAUUUCAAUAUGAACUGUGGUCACUUUUUAAAUAAACUUUGAUUUCUUGUUAUAGAAAAAAAUAUAGAAAAAAAAUUGGGUAAUUUGAAAUGUUGUCAAGUGUGGUGGUGGAGGCAGAUUUGAAAGUGGUGUUUAAAAGGUAUGGACACGUGCAGAGAAUGGGGGAGGGGAUGUGUGUUAUGCGCAGGAAGAAUAUGGAGCGCAGAAUACAGACUCUGCUCAGGUCAUUAGACCCACUGUGCUGAUCUUGAUGGCAAUUUUUACUCAAUGUCCUCCUCCUGCAUAUCAUAAGACCUGAAGACCAUAAGACACAGGAGCAGAAUUAGGCCAUUCAGUCCAUCAAGUCUGCUUCCUCAUUCCAUCAUGCCUGAUUUAUUACCUCUCUCAACCCCAUUCUCUUGCCUUCUUCUGUAACCUCUGACACCCUGACAAACCAUGAACCUAUCAACCUCGCUUUAAAUAUGCCCAGUGACUUUGACUCCACAGCCGUCUGUGGGAAUGAAUUCCACAGAUUCAUCACCUUCUGGCUAAAGAAAUUCCUCCUCAUCUCUAUUCUAACGGGCUGCCCUAUUCUGAGGCUAUGCCGUCAGACACAAUGGUUAUGUCUUCCUAGCCUAGACUCUCCCACUACAGGAAACAUCCUCUUCACAUCCACUCUGUCUAGGCCUUUCAAUAUCUGCAUCCAGGUCCUGCCGGAUGGUUUUAAUCUGAAACGUUGACUGUACUCUCUUUUCCUCAAUGCUGCCUGGUCUGCUGAGUUCCUCCAGCAUUUUUGUGUGUUGCUCAGAUUUCCAGCAUCUGCAGAUUUUCUCUUGUUUGUGCCUAUUAAUAUUUGAUAUGUUUCAAUAAGCUCCCCCCUCACUUUUCUAAACUCUAGUGAGUAUCAUUCAUAUCCCUCCGUUCCCUUCAUAUCUAAAAGCCACUUAAACUCCUCCAAGCUGCUUGCUUCGUUCACAACUACUGUCCCUGGUAAUCCAUUCCAAGCACCAACCAUUCUCUGUGAAAAAAGUUUGCCACUCAAAAAGUUCAAAAGUUCAAACGUUCAGCAUUCAAAAGUAAAUUUCCACGUCCACUCUAUCUGGACCUUUCAAUAUUCGAUCGGUUACGAUGAAGUCCCCCCUCACUGUUAGUAGAAAUAGAAAGCAAGUUUGUGCCUUGCUCAUUUCACAAACUGUUGAGGCAACGUAUGAAUUUUACCGUGCGUUGAUGGUGCCUCAGCACAAUGGCACUGCUCUGGGAUGUACCUUCCUGGGGUGCUAUAUAAGUAACUCGUCCAUGGGUAUUACAGCACACAUCAGAAUUUACUUACUUUCUUUCUUCAGCUUCUAAGCAAGGAUUCUUUCACUGUGAUUUAACUACAGCUAAAAUAUUUAUUUAAUGGGAUCAAAUUAAUCUAGCCUUUCAAUUCUUAGCCGUGUUCAAUUGAAAUUGAUAAAGAGCUACUUCCUCCUUGAUCUUUCCUUUGGCAGAUACAGUAAGCCAUUUGGAGAGCCAUACCCCAGCCUACAGUGCAUAUCCAUGUCCUUUCACUCCUCUGUUGAUUGUUCAAAGUCAAUUUAUUACCAAAGUACAAAUAUGUCACCCUGUGAUUCAUUUUCUUGCAGACAUCCACAGUCAAACAAAGAAAUGCAACAGAAUCAAAGAUAAAAAUAACCAAUGUGACAAAGCAGGCAAUCUGUGCAGAGACAGAACAAUAAUAAUAAUAAAUGCCAGAGCAGAGAUAGAAACGUAGAAAAUCUACAGCACAAUACAGGCCCUUCGGCCCAUGAUGCUGUGCUGGACAUGUACUUAUUUUAGAAAUUACCUAAGGUUACCUAGGGCCCAGUUCUCCUCCUCUGUCUUAUAGUCCUAUGGUCUAAAAGAAAAGUAGAAGCACUCAGAACAUAAGUUGUAUGUAGAGUCUUUGAAAGUAAGUCCAUAAUUCGUGUUCAGUGAUCAGUCCAAGUUGAAGUGAGUUAAGUUUAUCUUCACUGGUUCAGGAGCCUGAUGGUUGGAGGGAAAUAGCUCUCCCUGAACCUAGUGGAAUGGAACCUGAGGCUCCUGUACCUCCUUCCCGAUGGCAGCAGCGAGAAGAGAGCACAUCCUGCAUAAUGUCCUUGUAAAUGGAUGCUACUGGCUUGUGGUAGUGCUCCUCGUAGAUGUGCUCAGUGGUGGGGAGGGCUUCUCCUGGGCUGUAUCCACCAUGUUUGUAGGGUUUUCCACUCUUGGGCAUUGGUGUUUCCAUGCCAGGCCGUGAUGCAACUAGAUGUGUGUGUGUCCACAUUCUCUCCCUAAUGCCCCUUCUAUCACGACUCUUUGCUCAAGCUUUCAACAGCUCUUCCUAAUCUUAUGGUCAGCAGUUGUCCAAAAGCAGCCUCAGGAUUUUUUUUUACCUCAUUAAAGGUGCUAUGUAAAGACAUGUUGUUGUUGUCAUAUAGGUAAUAUUGUUGUACACUAAACCAUUAGCAAAUAUUCACAGGAGAAUCCAGUAACAAAAUCCUUCAUUUAAUGUAUGUUUGUAUUUACCCGUUCCUGAAAUGUCUAUCAUAUUCCUCCACCUAUAGCUGCAGCGCCCCUACUGGUAGGAGAGUGUGAUAUGUUUAUAUAACAGUUUCCAAUAUAAACACCUACUUAUGGAUUACAUUGUAAUUGUAAAAACCUGUGAGAAAAUAUGUGACUAAAUGAGAGCUCAAAUGCCCUUUAACCCACUUUAGAAAAAGGUUACACUUCAUCUUCAUUUCCUGUCUGUAAAACAAUAAGCACAAGUCUGUAUGAAAUCACAGUGGCUUUGCUGGGUAAUCGUGGCAUUGUUUUACGUUAAAAUGGGGGCAUACAUAUCUCCCAUACUCUGUUAAUAGCAUUGCUUUGUAAGAGACGAUGUUUGGAGAAACAGCUUUGAGUUUAAUCACAAUGCUUUGUAAUGUUUAUUUCUACAUAAAACAGGCUG